Messenger RNA from Myotis myotis, 4388 nucleotides. It is a transcript of the gene SPIN4, whose product is annotated as spindlin family member 4. Gene Ontology annotation, cellular component: nucleoplasm; cytosol. NCBI's taxonomy places the organism in Eukaryota, Metazoa, Chordata, Mammalia, Chiroptera, Vespertilionidae. The record is from RefSeq and is a predicted model, not a curated record. Gene Ontology annotation, biological process: regulation of DNA-templated transcription; gamete generation. The transcript has a single exon. Bases 498 to 1247 code for a protein of 249 amino acids.
GCUAGGCCGAGCAGCGCAGCGCUGCGCUGCGAAGUCAAGGCCGCUGGGACCCGUCAGAGACCCGUCGCCGCCGGCGCCUUUGCCGUUGCAGCCAUCCCUCUCAUCCCUGCCCGCUUUUCCAACGGUCUCCUUCCGCAUCGCCGUGUCAAAGCUGCAGCACCUUCGAUAACAGCUAAGUGGUCAUUUCGGGACUUGGGGCUGGGAGUCUGGGCGGGAGCUAGGCGCGGGCAGCACAGCCAGCGCGCCAUCUCCUGCAGCAACCGCCACUGCUGCAGACACCCCUCCCGGGCGGGAGAGAACACUAUCCAGAGGCCCACGCCGUCCCAGCACCCAAGGUUAGAGUUAGAGCGUUUCUACCGAGCGCUGGUGAGAUCCUGGUGCUUAGUGAAGGGAGAGUCAGAGAUCACGAAAUAAGAUCUCGUAUUGGAUAGUGUUGGCUUUUUCUCAGCUUAAUCGGACAAGUGGCAGCUUUGCCAAGCCUCCGUAAACCCCGAACCAUGUCACCCCCAACCGUGCCUCCAAUGGGUGUAGAUGGUGUGUCCGCGUACCUGAUGAAGAAAAGGCACACCCACAGGAAGCAGCGGCGCAAGCCCACUUUCCUCACUCGGAGGAACAUCGUAGGCUGCCGCAUUCAACACGGCUGGAAGGAAGGCAACGAGCCGGUGGAGCAAUGGAAGGGGACAGUGCUCGAGCAGGUUUCUGUGAAGCCCACUCUCUACAUCAUCAAAUAUGACGGCAAAGAUAGUGUGUAUGGGCUAGAACUGCACCGAGAUAAGAGAGUUUUAGCACUCGAGAUCCUUCCUGAGAGAGUGCCAACUCCUCGCAUUGAUUCGCGCCUCGCAGAUUCCCUGAUUGGCAAGGCAGUGGAGCAUGUUUUUGAGGGGGAACACGGCAAGAAAGAUGAAUGGAAAGGCAUGGUCCUGGCACGAGCCCCCGUGAUGGACACUUGGUUUUACAUCACCUACGAGAAAGAUCCGGUACUUUAUAUGUACACGCUGCUGGAUGACUACAAAGAUGGUGACCUGCGCAUCAUUCCAGAUUCCAACUACUAUUUCCCUACAGCUGAGCGGGAGCCUGGAGAAGUGAUUGACAGCCUCGUGGGCAAGCAGGUGGAGCAUGCCAAAGAUGAUGGGUCCAAGAGAACCGGCAUUUUCAUCCAUCAAGUGGUGGCCAAGCCAUCUGUCUACUUCAUUAAGUUUGAUGAUGAUAUUCACAUUUAUGUCUAUGGUUUGGUGAAAACCCCUUAAAUUCAUUGUGUGUGUUUUGCAAAAUUUGUGGAACUAUUAAAUGUAAAAUAUGUCGUGUUAUUGUAAUUGUACUUUUGAGAACAGUUUUGGUGUCAGAGAGUCAGAAAUUUAUUAUUACUUAUUACUUACUGUGCCUCUAAAUCUUAUACAUUGACUAGUUCCACAGUUUUGCCCAAGUGUACUUUGGUACCUAUGAUAUUGCCUUGUUCUGUAAUUGAAAAAUUUAAAGUGGGUGCUCAUAGAAAAUUGAAAAGUGUUCAUUACCAUUGGAACAAUGAAAAACUAAAGAAAAAUUAAUGGUGUAACCCCUCACCAUAUCCUUCCCCUCUUUUCCCUUACCUUCCUUCUUUCUUCUCCUCAGAUAACAAGUGGUAAGAACAUAAUGCAUGCCCUACAUUUUUUCCAAUCCUUUUACAAAAAGUUUGUUGCAGUUGUUUCUGAAAAAAUGACAAGCCACAUCAUUUCUUUGUCAUUGCUUUUCUUAAUCCCUUCUGACCAGUAGCUGCAGAUAUUCUCCAUCUCCCUCCAUUUAUCUAUCCUUCUUUCCCUCCCCACCUUUCCCUCUGGAAUUUACUUUUUUUAUAUAAAGGUUCAAUUAUACAUUUUGUUCACAUUGGAUACCUGAUCAUGCCAUUACAUUUAUUAAAUACAUCAUCCAUUUCCCUCUCACUCAGGAAUUUAUUUUUGUAUAUGGUAUAUGAUAGAGAUUUAACUAUACAUUUUGUUCACAUUGGAUACCUGAUUGUGCCAGCACAUUUGUUAAAUAAAUCACCCAUUCUCUCUCUCUCUCUCUCUCUCUCUCUCUCUCUCUCUCUCUCUCUCUCUCUCUCUCUCUUUCUCUCUCCUCUCUCUCUCUUCUCUCUCCUCUCUCUCUCCUGCCUCCAACAACUGCAUACACAGUACAUAUUUAUUAGCCGCUCAAUACAUACUAGUGCUUUUAUUUCUAUAGGGUUGAUUCCUAGAAAUGGGAUUGCUAGGUAGGCUUAUAUUUAAUUUUAAAAGGUACUGCAAAAGUACCAUCUAAAAUGAAAGUUCUUAUUUUCCAGCAUCCUCUCCAGCACUCUUUAAUUUUUACAAAUUUGAAAGGCAAAAAUUUGUUUUAUUGUUUCUUUAAUUGGCAAACUCAAUGAGGUUUUCUGUUUGUUGGUUUGUUUUUAGGGGGAGUUGUUUGUUUCACUUUUUGGACUUUUCUCUUUUGUGAUUUGCCGGUAUUUAUCCUAUGUUCAUUUAUCUAUUGAAUCUUUAAUCUUUUCCUUAUAAAUUUGUGAGAAUUCUUACUAUAUUUACUAUAUGGUGCAUAUUAAUCAUUUGUAGCCCAUAUGUGUUAUGAUUUUUCUAUCCUAUCAUUAAUCUUAACUUUAUUGAUGGUAUCUUUUACUUUUCAGGUUUUAAAAAAGUUUUAGAUAAACUACUUUCUCCUUUUUAGUUUUUUGGGGUUUUUUUGUUUUUUUGUGUGUGUGUGUGUUUUUUUUUGGUUUGCUGUCUUUUUUCAGAUGAAUGUCCCAACCCCAAGUCAUACAAAUAUACACCUGCAUUUUUUUUUUUUCUAAAUAGUUAAGGUUUCACUGUUUGAUCCAACUGGAAAUUCUUUUGCAUAUGGUAUAAAAUAGAUGGCCAACUAUACAUGUUGUUUACAUUGGGUAACUGAUGGUACUAUCACAUUUAUUUUAAAAAUACAUUUUCCAAUUUCUGACCCAGGUCACAUUAUUUUAACUAUAGUGGCUUAACCUGAAUUUUGGACUCUGGUAAAGCAAGUUACCGCUCAUUAGUUUUUUUUCUUCUUCUUUUAUAUAACUUGUCUUAGCCAUUCAUUCUUUUAUAUGAAAAUUAAAGGCAUUCUUUCCACAUUUAAAAAAAUGAAUAUCUUAGAAUUGUAUUACAUUUUUAUAUAUUUAGAGGGUUAUGUUAAUAAUAUUAAUCUUUAACAUUCAAGAGUUUGGGUACAUCAUUAAAAUCAUUUGGUUUUGAUUUUGUAAUGUUCUUCAUCUAGGUCCAUCAUAGCAGAUUAAAUUUAUUUCUAAAUAUUUUUACAGUUUUUGUCACAUUUUGACAUUCUGAAUGGGUAAUUUUCUCCUGCUCAUUUAUAACUUGUUAUUUUUGCCAAUAUAGACAAACUAUAUAUCUUUUUUUAUUUUUAUUUUUUUAAUCAGCUUACUAAAUCUUGUAAAUUACACUGGGUUUUUUAAAUAGAAUAUUUUUGACAUUCUAGAUAUAAUUAUUUCACCUGCAAAUAAGGAAAUUUUAUUUUUCUAAUGUUUAUAUUGAUUAUUAUUACAUUUGCUGGAUUCUCUAAAACAGUGUUGAAUAAUGACCAUGGCAGACUUGCCCAUCUGGUUCUUAAUUUUUAUGGAAUUUUCUUUAGUAUUCCCUGUUAAUAUGACAUUUGCUUUUGGUUAUUGGUAAAUAGUCAUUAACUACUAACGUGUUUAGGGAGUUGCUUCUAUUCUUGUUAUUUAAAGCAUUAUUAUUAAAAAUGUCUCAUGAAUUUUAUCAAAUGUCUUUUCAGCAUCUAUUGAUAAAAUUUUAGGACUCUUCCCUUUAAAUUGUUAACAUAUUGAAUUAGAGUGAUAGGAAUUUGAUGUUGAACCAAACUUGUAUUUCUGGAAUAAAUCCUACUUGGUCAUGCAUAGUGGAAUAAUCAUAUGAUAUAUUGCUGAAUUUUAUUUACCAAUGUUUUAUUUAGAAUUAUUGCAUUUUCAUUUCAAAGUGAAAUUUUGUUUUUUUUUCCUUUUUGCACUGUCUUUAUCAAGUUUUUUAAUUAAAAUUGUGCUAGCUUAGAAAAUUAGUUGAUGAAUUUUCAAUAUUUUCCUGUUGUCUGGAAUAUUUUAAAUAGCAUUAGAAUUAUUUGUUCUUUAAAAAUUAGCUAGUACUAAGUUGUAAAAUAAUCUAAGCCCAGUGACACUUUUGAUGGUAGAUCCUUAAUCAGCUUUCUUAAUUCUUCAAUGGUAAUUAGUUUAUUUAAGCCUCCUAUUAAAACAGAAUGUAUAUUCUCUGUGAAAUACAAAGUUAAAGUUUUAUCUAUUAUCAUGCUUCUCAAUUGUGUUAUUUAGAUGUUUUAUGUACUUGUGUGUUGCAUAUGCAUAUGUCCUAGAUAUAUUCAAUUCUGAAAACAUUAUAAUAAAGUCAUAAGCUAUAAUGGUA